Molecule: messenger RNA, 1912 nt
Organism: Folsomia candida
Lineage: Eukaryota; Metazoa; Arthropoda; Collembola; Entomobryomorpha; Isotomidae
Product: DNA repair protein RAD50
Exons: 7
Coding region: 189-1787 (532 amino acids)
Biological process (GO): double-strand break repair; chromosome organization involved in meiotic cell cycle; telomere maintenance via recombination
Cellular component (GO): Mre11 complex; condensed nuclear chromosome
Molecular function (GO): double-stranded telomeric DNA binding; single-stranded telomeric DNA binding; ATP hydrolysis activity
Source: RefSeq, a predicted model, not a curated record
CUCCUAGAAAACGAGAAAAAUACUGCACGCGAAAAUGCGAAUUUAGCAAAAUUAAAGGACAACUUGGCAUUGUGCACUAUCCAAGAUGGGAAGCUGAGUCUUCUCGACAACAAAAUGCCGGAAUUUAUGGAGAGAGUAGAAAUUCACAAACGCGAAAUAAAGAAAAAACAUCUACGCAAUGAAAGUCUAUGGCACGUUAUGAGAGCGAAUUGUCUGUUGUUCUGGAUGCUGUAAAGACAUUAGGAUCCGCGGAAGGGAGUUUGGCUACGAGUGAAGAGGUUUUAGAAGAGUUGAAUAGGUUUCAAAGCGUCGAUCUGACCACAAUUAUUCACCAACGAAGGGAGAAAAACGAACAGCUGAAACAAACCACUGGAAUAUUAAAACAAUCUCUUGAUGUAAAACUCAAAAGCUUUGACAGUUUUACAGAACAAUUAUUUGAGGAACUGCGGUUAGAACUUGUCUCUGAUCUUGUUAAAUGUUAUGAAAUUGUGACCAAAGAAGCAUACGAAGAAAACGGUAAACCUCCCAAAAGGCCGAAACUUGACGGGGGUCUAGCCGAUGGCCUCGCCUUUCGCAACAAUGAAGAAAUAAACCGUAUUCAACAGGAACUUAGCACCUUGGAAAGUUUUCGACAAGCACAAGAAGUAGACCAUCAAAAAACCGAACAAGCUAGUGAUGAAUUAACUCGGUUCAUCAACCACAACCGAUCCUGCUACCAGGAUCUAAUGACUGAAGUCAAUUCGAGCAAAUCAGUCUACAAAGACUUGAAAAGUUUGAAGGCUGAGGUUGAAAAUUGUUCAAAUUUGGACGAAAUUUCAAAUUUUGUAAUUCUCGAGAAUUACAAAACCUCAAUGAGCAAGUUGAAAAACAGCAUUUCGGAAGCAGUUAGAAGGAUAGACGCGAUAUCUAAUAAUCAAAAUAGUUUAAAGGCACAAGAAGCACACGUUAACGAACUUAAGGAAGCUCUCUCAAAAAUUAUGGAACUAAAAAUGGCAAGAAACAAUUUCCAAAUUGCAAAAGCCUCAGCGUCUACCCUUGACCUUUCAGAUAUUCCCAAUCUCCAAAGCAAACUGAAUCAAAACAAUUACAACUUGAAAGUCACCUCGAUUAACUUUGCUGAAAUGGCAGCUAAAAUUUCCAUAUAUCAGAAACACAUUGAGAAGUAUCCAAAUGCCGUGAAUGAUUUUAAAAACUUGCAAACCGAUGUAUGUAAUUUACAAAAUCAAAUAGAGAAAACCGAUCAUGAUGAAAAGGAAAAACGCAAUCAGAUAAUUAAGAAGCAUCAAGAUAUGAUUGAUGACAUUAACAAUUAUUUAAAAGAUUACUGGGAAAUGUUAUUCCCACACGAUGACAUUCCAACAAUCUUAAUGGAAGCAGCUAAAAAAUCGGAAGGUGCUAUCAGGGUGGACUACAACUACCAUUUUAAAAUGCAGACUUGUAGAAACAAUGAGGAAUUACAGAUGAGGGGUCGAUCCAGUCAUGGAGAAAAAAUUUUGGCGUCCUUAAUCAUUCGGUGUGCUUUUACGGAAAAGUUUGCAAGUGGAUGUCCGAUAGUUGCGUUUGAUGAGCCGGAGGGAUGUUUGGACGAGGGUGUUGUGAGGAAUUUAGUUGAUCAUUUCUCCAGUAUCACCGGAUCAAACCAAGUCAUUGUGACAAGUUAUGAUGAGGAAUUUUGCCGAAAGUUAGCUGAAAAAUGCGAGGAUGGUUGUGCCUUAUAUAGGAUCGACAAGGAAAAUGGGAGUUCAACUCUAACCCUAAGUGCGGAGGAUAAUUCCUCUGCAGAAUAGAUCUUUCGAGAAAGACUGACCCAAUAUAUUCACAACAAUUUAUUAUAGAACUUCCUUCUUCGUCAUCUUGUUGUUUCUCUUGUAUUGUUAUACAUUUCUGUGAAAUAAAAGUGAUAAAAGUUUAA